AUGCUCGGACUGCUCUCGCGCGCAACUGCAAACUUCAAGAACAGCACCCACCCCGCUGCUUGGUCCCCAGACGACCCCGCCCCGUCCGGCUUCUCCUCCCACAAGUCCUCCCUCUCGCUCCCGAUCAGCUCCCUCGCCACGCUCUCCUUCCGCGCGACAGGCAUCUACUCCCAGGGCACUAUCGUGUUCGAGCGGGCGGACGGGGCAGGGAGGGCGGCGGACCCGCCUUCGUACGGAGAAGCCGUGCACGAGUCAGGCAAGCCGAGGGAGGUCGGGACGGUCCAAGUCCAUGUCGAGGCGAGGACCAACAGCGAGGGGUUGUAUGGCGAGAGCCGGAUCGAGCCUGUCGAGGGCCACGAGCGGUGCGGGCUGUCGCUCACCACCCCCGCAUCGUCGUCCGUCUCGCGCCUAGGCGCCACGCUCUCCUACCACAUCGUCGUUGCGAUCCCUUCGACACUCACCUCCCUCGAUACGCUUCUCGUCGAAGCAACCGGUUUCCGCGUGAUCCUCUCUUCCUCCCUCUCCUCCUUCCCCUUCUCGACCCUCGACAUCUCGACAACAGACGCACCAGUCGUCCUACACGACCUGCGCGCGGAGAACAUCAAGAUCCGCAAUGCGAACCUGCUCGACCCGAACAAGCGCGAGCUAAAGAACUUUGACGACCUCAUCUCUGGCUCUGUCGCCUCCUCAUCUCGCAUCCAACUCGAGUGCGAGAACGGGCCUAUAUCAGGCUCCUUUCGCUCGAGCGGCGCAGUCAUCGUCCACUCGACAAACUUCCCUGUCAAGGGAGACUUUCACGGCGCCUCGUUACGGAUCGCGACGACCAAUUCCGAGAUCAGCGGGACGUUCGAUGCCAAGCGUGAUAUUGCGAUACAGAACGUGCAUGGGAAGGUCGAGGGGAGGUUUAGGGCGCCGAUGGGGUGCGAGAUCAAGGGGCAGUACAACGCGAUCAACGGGAGCUUCGAGGUUGGGAACGAACUCAAGCUCAUCACCACCGUCUUCCGCAUCGACGCGACCGUCCGCCUCCUCCCCCCUCCCUCGUCCUCCCUCAAUCCCUCGCACCCCACCCUCCCCGUCACACGCAUCGCCUCCGCUACCUCCUCAACCAACGAACUCCCAACUUUCGAAGACGCCAUCGCCUCUUCGUCCUCUUCCGCCUCGUUUGGGGUCGUCAACGUCCUCGCUGAGACGACCGAUGCGGCUAUCGAGCUGAAUUUCGAGCAACACCCGAAGGAGGUGACGUGCAGGAGUUUGGCGAGGACUAGUGGGGGGUCGAAAGUGAUUGUUACGCAUCCGCAAAACUGGGAGGGAGCGUUCUCCGCAUCGACAGUCCUCGCCCACACAGCCACCUUCACCACCCUCUCGCAUUCCUCUCCAACCCUCGGCGCGCGCCAAACCUCGCUCGACACCGACUCGCGCUCGAGAGUCGCUGGGUCUGUCAGGUGGGAACGCGGGGAGGGAGCAACGGGGAAUAGGAGUGUGGUGGAGACCGAUGGGCCGGCGGAGGUCGUGGUGCGCUAG
This is a messenger RNA of Rhodotorula toruloides NP11, 1521 nucleotides long. RefSeq lists its product as uncharacterized. The transcript has 4 exons. The record is from RefSeq and is a predicted model, not a curated record. Lineage: Eukaryota; Fungi; Basidiomycota; Microbotryomycetes; Sporidiobolales; Sporidiobolaceae. The coding region runs from base 1 to 1521 and encodes 506 amino acids.